This is a messenger RNA of Cyprinodon tularosa, 2168 nucleotides long. RefSeq names its product ankyrin repeat and SOCS box containing 3 (gene asb3). The record is from RefSeq and is a predicted model, not a curated record. Lineage: Eukaryota; Metazoa; Chordata; Actinopteri; Cyprinodontiformes; Cyprinodontidae. Gene Ontology annotation, molecular function: protein binding. Gene Ontology annotation, biological process: intracellular signal transduction. The transcript is spliced from 11 exons. The coding region runs from base 267 to 1952 and encodes 561 amino acids.
AGCCUUACAGAUAACAGAGUUCCGACAAUUCUAUUGGCGACAGAAGAGCAAUGGCGGCGCCCAGAGCUUCGAUAGUUUAAUAAAAGUUAGCGGUUCAUGCUAGCAUAGUCACAGACUUUAGUAAACCGGGCUGAACUACAGGAAAAUAGAAACAGAUCUUAAAUAUCACAUCUGCUCUCUCCGGUCUCCAUGGCUCUGCAACAUAUUUUGACGUUGCUGUGACGCAAUCAAACAGCGACUGGCUCUAUGGCGUUAUUUUGCAGGGGAUGGAUUUCACAGAAUGCUAUGAAGACACGGUGUCCAGCGCGGCUGCUGCAGCCCGCUCAGGCUGCAGGAGGCAGCUGAGGAGGCUGAUCGACAGAGGCUGCAGUGUGGACAGCCGGGAUAACCGUGGCUGGAACCCCCUGCAUGAGGCGGCGGCCGCUGGCAGCAAAGAGUGUGUGCAGGAAAUACUGUCUGCAGUGAGCGCCAGAUCCUCCAGGUGUCGUCGGGAUUAUGUCAACUCUCUGACUCAUGAGGGCGAGUCGCCGUGUUUCCUGGCGGCGCGGCGAGGACAUGUGGCGGUGGUCCGACUCCUCCUGAAAGCGAACGCAGACGUCAACCAGAUGACCAAUGACCUCUCCUGUCCUCUAUAUGCAGCUGUGGACGGCGGGCACACAGAGGUGGUGAAGCUGCUGGUCAGGAAGGGAGCAGAGGUGGACGGGAUUCACACAGCUUCCUGCUGGACCUGCCUGCAUCAGGCUGCCUAUAAGGGACACGGCGACAUCCUGCGUUUUCUGGUUACCGUCUGCAACCUGGAGGCACAUGACGACCACCGGAUCACGCCGCUGUUUGUGUCCGCUCAGUACGGUCAGAGGGAGUGCCUGCAGCUGCUCGUUGAUGCUGGGGCCAAUGUGAACGCUCAGGCGGCUGAUCUGGCGACGCCGCUGCUCAUCGCCUCCCAAGAAGGCCACCAGGACUGCGUGGAUCUCCUGCUGGAGCGCGGAGCCGAUCCCAACAUGGCCUGCAGCGACGACUGGCCUCAGCUUCCCAUUCAUGCUGCUGCUCAGUUUGGACGUAUCAGUAUUCUGCGCAGGCUGAUUGAGGUGACGGACCGGAGGUGUGAUGGCGGCGAAGGCAUGGUCAGUCCGCUGUAUGUGGCCAUCAGCAGCGAGCAGAGCAGCAGCGCCGAGCUGCUGCUGAAGGAAGGUUACAGCGCCGACGCUCAGGACUGUCGGCUCGCUCUGGGUUUCCCCUCGCCGCUCUCCCUGGCCUUUUAUCGAACCGCCACCCAACCCUGCAGGGAUUCUGUAAAGCUGCUGCUUGCUGCUGGAGCUGCGUUAAAAGCAGAGGAGUGGACUUAUGCUCUUGCAACGGACAGAACGGAUCUGCUGGAACUGAUUCUGGACUACAGGUGGAUCCGCGGACCAGAGGCUUUUCACAAAGACAUUCCAGCAGGACGCCACGGUGGGAAGACGGUGCUGCAGCUGCAGGAACUGAGAGAGCUGGUCUGUGUAGCGCUGAGCCAAGUGAACUUUGCCUCCUGUUGGCUUCCUGUGCUUCUGAACAAAGGACUGGAUCCAUAUCUGCUGCUGCACCCCCACAUGCUGGAGAAAGCAGACAGUGACGUGCUGAACUUCCUGCUCCAGUUCGUAAACUGGUCGACUCUUCCUCCUCCUCUGAAGAUCAUUUUGGAGCAGAGGGAGGCAGAGGGAACUUGGGAACCUCUCACUCAUUUUGCUUCGGUUCCGUCUCUUUUCCACCUCUGCCGGCUGAAGGUCCGAGAUGCGCUGGGCGCGGAUCAGCUGAUGACGACGGAUGCAGUCCAGCAGCUGCCUGUUCCGUCUCCACUCCAUGUUUUCCUUCAAUUCAGGGACAUCCAAAAGCCUUCCUACACCCGCCCCCCUCCGUCACCCGUUAUAAACCGCGUAGAGAGACACCGCAGCGCUCACCAGCACAGACAUGUUUUAUAAACACAUUUCACUCCCUCUCAUCUCCGUUUAUAUAUCUAUCAGAGACAUUUCUGCCCUUCUAUAGAUAUUUCUAUCUUAGAAUAUCAGUCCUGAGAGGAGUUCAUCAUCAAACCGAAUUAUAGAAACACUCUAUAAUGUCCUCAUGUUGUUCCUGAAUAUUAAUUCUGGCUAUUUGAAAUGUAGUUAAGAAAAUAAAUAAAAAAAUAUUUUCAGUAA